AUGGUGAAGAUUGGAAUCAAUGGAUUUGGUCGUAUCGGCCGUCUGGUGACCAGAGCCGCGGCAACUGGAGGAAAGAUUGAAGUGGUGGCCAUCAACGACCCCUUCAUAGACCUGGACUACAUGGUUUACAUGUUCAAGUACGACUCGACCCACGGCACCUGGAAACAUGGAGAGGUGAAGGCUGAGAACGGGAAACUCAUCAUUGGGAAGAUGUCCAUCGCAGUCCAUCGCGAGAGGGACCCCACUCAGAUCCCCUGGGGCGCCGCAGGAGCACAGUACGUGGUGGAGUCCACUGGAAUCUUCACCACCAUUGAGAAGGCAUCGGCUCACCUGAAGGGUGGCGCUAAGCGUGUGGUGAUCUCUGCUCCCAGUGCAGACGCCCCAAUGUUUGUGAUGGGAGUGAACCAGGAGAAGUACAACCCCUCCAUGCAGAUUGUCAGUAACGCCUCCUGUACGACCAACUGUCUGGCUCCACUGGCAAAGAUCAUCAACGACAACUUCGGAAUCGAGGAGGGGCUCAUGAGCACUGUGCACGCCACCACAGCGACUCAGAAGACUGUGGACGGACCGUCAGGGAAACAGUGGAGAGAUGGAAGAGGAGCGGGCCAAAACAUCAUCCCUGCUUCUACUGGAGCGGCCAAGGCUGUGGGGAAGGUCAUCCCAGAACUCGACGGUAAACUCACUGGGAUGGCGUUCCGUGUCCCGACUCCAAACGUGUCGGUGGUUGACCUCACCGUCCGUCUGAGCAAACCGGCGACGUACGAUGCCAUUAAGAAGGUGAUGAAGGCGGCGUCUGAGGGACCCAUGAAGGGAAUCCUGGGAUACACGGAAGACCAGGUGGUGUCCUCAGACUUUAACGGAGAUUCUCACUCCUCCACUUUUGAUGCUGGAGCUGGGAUUGCACUCAACGACCGCUUUGUCAAGCUGGUGUCUUGGUACGAUAACGAGUAUGGCUACAGUAACCGUGUGUGUGACCUGGUGCUGCACAUGGCCUCCAUGGAGUGA
Messenger RNA from Knipowitschia caucasica, 1005 nucleotides. NCBI's taxonomy places the organism in Eukaryota, Metazoa, Chordata, Actinopteri, Gobiiformes, Gobiidae. The record is from the annotation of a GenBank genome assembly.